AUGAUCCCGCCAAGUGCCCGGUCUGGAGCCUGCAGUCCCGCCUGCAGGCUACGAACCCUUCUUCGAGCCGGGAUUCGCGCAGCCCCCCGGUCCAGCGCCGCCUUCUUUGCCUCGCUCCUGCACGCACCGUCUCCUGAGACUCCGAUUGCUCGCGGAUGUGCAAUCGGAUUCCCACCUCGACGAGCCUUUCACUCAUCCCCAGUCCGACUUUCGGAGGCCCCUCCGGCCUCGUCCCGGAUCUCCUAUCGGGUUGCCGUCUCGUCGUCGGGUAAAGGACGCCGUUUUCACCCUCUCAAAAACGCAUAUAAUUUUGAUCCGGCGGUGUCUGAGGUUAUCGGCGUCUCGAAAGACAAGAACCCGAGCACCCGGAGGCGCAACCGCCCCGACAGCGGCGAGGAUGCGUUCUUCGUGAGCCGGAUCGGCUCACAAAACUCGCACCGCUCUGGCGCCCCCGAUGCGGAGGCCGUUGCCUUUGCAGUCGCCGAUGGCGUGGGCGGCUGGGCGGAGUCCCGGGUUGAUCCAGCAGACUUUUCGCAUGGUCUGUGUGGAUAUAUGGCUCAGUCAGCCCUGGCAUGGGAUGCCGCCGCAGAUAAGUUGCGACCGAAGCAGCUUCUGCAGGAAGGCUACGACCAUAUCGUGGCGGAUCCCACAGUCAAGGCUGGUGGCAGCACAGCAUCAGUCGGCAUUGCGCUGCCUGAUGGCAGUGUCGAGCUGGCGAAUUUGGGUGACUCGGGUUCGGUCUUGCUCCGUCUCGCCGCGGUACACCACUAUUCGGUCCCGCAGACGCAUGGCUUCAAUACACCCUAUCAACUAAGCAUUAUUCCCCCGCGCAUGCGAGCGCAGGCCUCUGUAUUUGGUGGCGCUUUUCUGGAAGACUUCCCUCGCGAUGCGGCGGUCACCAACGUUCAGAUGCAGCACGGCGAUGUUCUGAUUUUGGCAACGGAUGGCGUCUUCGACAACCUCAACAACCAGGACAUUCUCAAGGUGGUCACCAGCCGCAUGAUUCUGACGGGCGCGUGGACUGCCACGCCAGACUAUGGUGUUGGUGUUUCGGAUGCCCUUGCUGGUUUAACAAUCGCCGGCGGACUUGCUUCCGCAUUCCCUUCUCCAACUAAAUCCAAUGCGAAGGAGCAGUCAAACCUGGAAUCUACCUUCACUCUCCAGUCUCUUCUCGCGGCCUCCAUCGCCGGCGAGGCCAAGGCCGCCAGCGCGGAUUUCCGCCGCGACGGUCCCUUCGCUAAAGAGGCUCAACGCUAUUACCCAGGUGAUUACUACCGCGGAGGCAAAGUCGAUGAUAUCUGCGCGCUAGUCCUUGUGGCCGUCAAUGAGAGUCUAGCUGCCGAAAGCCGCACCGAGUAA
This is a messenger RNA of Penicillium macrosclerotiorum, 1359 nucleotides long. It is a transcript of the gene ppmA, whose product is annotated as type 2C protein phosphatase PTC7. The record is from RefSeq and is a predicted model, not a curated record. The transcript has a single exon. NCBI's taxonomy places the organism in Eukaryota, Fungi, Ascomycota, Eurotiomycetes, Eurotiales, Aspergillaceae. The coding region runs from base 1 to 1359 and encodes 452 amino acids.